AUGAAAGAUGGAACCCUGAGACAUGCUAGAAAAGAAUGGGCAAAAAAUGACAAAGCAAUUAAAGCUGUCCUUAGAAAACUAGACGACCUGAUGCCCAGCGUCACUUUCAUGGAUAUAAAUACCACCACAAGUGCUAAGAACAGCAAGGCCACCAUCUUAAACUACAAAGACUCUUAUUGUGUUGGCGACCAUUUGAUGGUUCGACUGGAUUUAUACAACUACUUAGGCAAGAGGAAGGAAUACGGAGGAGACUUCUUACGAGUGAGGAUCUUCUCUUCAAGUCUUAGGGCUGGAGCUUCUGGGCGCAUCACAGACUAUAGGAAUGGGACGUACCUGGUCAAUUUCACUUUAUUCUGGACUGGCAAUGUUAAAGUAUCCCUCAUGCUCAUCCACCCCAGCGAAGGAGUUUCAGCACUGUGGGCUGCAAGGAAGAGAGGCUACGACAAAAUAGUUUUCACAGGCAAAUUUUUAAAUGGAACUUCAAACGUCCACAUUGAAUGUGGUUUUAACAAGACCACAGACACAGAACUGUGUGAGUAUCUAGAUGUACGAGACCGAGAGGCCUUCUAUUGUGAGAAACCAAAUAAUGUACCUUGUGAUGCUAUUGUUAGCCUGAAGUCCAACAACAAGCCCAUCUCCUACCUCACUGCCUUGGAACACAGCCUUUUUAACAGGUCCAACAUUGGAGCUGAGAUCCCUCAGACAUUUGGGGACAUUCGUGUUGUUGCCUGUGAAAGCAUGGCGACGACCACGGCGAGCGAGAAGUGCAAGGUUGGCAUGAGGUCCCCAUCUCCCAGGGGCUUCGUCUGGCAGAACCAGUGGCACCCUGUGUUCUGCAACAUGUCAGCUUUCCAUACCUUGGAUAGGAUUAACACUUGCUUGAAAGAAAAGAUCAUUUACCUCCUGGGAGACUCAACUGUGCGGCAAUGGAUGGAGAAUCUCACAAAGAGAGUCGAUACACUGAAAUAUCUCAAGCGCUAUACAAUCAGGAAACCCUACAGACUGGUCGCAGUGGACAUGGCUAGAAACAUUCAAAUAAAUUGGAAAAAACACGGUCACCCCUAUGUAGGCUCUUCUGAGUACACAGUGAAAGACCACAGCUAUGUCGCUUGGGACAUCGACCUUGUGGCAGGUGACAGAGACACAGCGGUUGUCAUCUCCCUGGGCCAGCACUUCCGCCCCUUCCCCAUUGAGCUCUUCAUUCGAAGAAUGAUUAACAUACGGGGAUCCAUCCAGCGACUUCUCCUGAGGAGCCCAGAUACAAAAGUCAUCAUCAAAGCAGAGAACACCCGGGAGAUGUCAAUAGACCAGGAGCGAUUUGGGGACUUUCAUGGUUACGCCCAAUACCUUGCACUAAAGGACAUUUUUCGAGAUCUGAAGGUGGGCUUCAUUGAUGCCUGGGACAUGACAGUUGCCUAUGCCACAAACCUGGUUCACCCACCAGAUCACGUGGUCGGGAGUCAAAUUGAUAUGUUUUUGUCUUACAUAUGUUAA
Messenger RNA from Zootoca vivipara (common lizard), 1494 nucleotides. Its product is annotated as NXPE family member 4-like. The record is from RefSeq and is a predicted model, not a curated record. Lineage: Eukaryota; Metazoa; Chordata; Lepidosauria; Squamata; Lacertidae.